This is a messenger RNA of Gilbertella persicaria, 417 nucleotides long. Its product is annotated as glycosyl-transferase for dystroglycan-domain-containing protein. Gene Ontology annotation, molecular function: glucuronosyltransferase activity. Lineage: Eukaryota; Fungi; Mucoromycota; Mucoromycetes; Mucorales; Choanephoraceae. Bases 1 to 417 code for a protein of 138 amino acids. The record is from RefSeq and is a predicted model, not a curated record. The transcript has a single exon.
AUGGUUCGUCCUUUGUUAAUGGGUGAUCCUUUAGCUUAUGAAGUAUGCUACGAAUCACAAUGGGAACCUUAUUAUGUUGUUCAUCGCUCUGCUCCAUUAUAUGAUGCUCGUUUUAGAAAUCAAGGUGGAGAUAAACAAUCGCAUGCACUUCACUUGAAUGCAGAAGGUUAUAGAUUCAUGGUAUUACGUCAAGUAUUUAUGGUCCAUAAAGAUCAUUCCACAUUUGUAUGGCCCAAUGGAGGAUUUGAAAGGUCUCAAAAGGCAACUACAAAUUGGAAUUAUUUUGUAGGAUUUAUGCAGGAAAUCGAAGGAAUUUAUGGCAAGAGUGCUAGAUGGCCUCGUGGGUGCAGCGCAAAUUCAAUUGGUUGGCAGGAUCAAAGAAGAGAUACUGUUGGCUUAGCUGCUGGUGCAGUUUAA